This is a messenger RNA of Rhagoletis zephyria (snowberry fruit fly), 393 nucleotides long. Lineage: Eukaryota; Metazoa; Arthropoda; Insecta; Diptera; Tephritidae. The record is from RefSeq and is a predicted model, not a curated record.
AUGACCAUCGAAGGAAAGUACAAGCUCGAGAAGAGCGAGAACUUUGACGCCUUCCUCGACAAGCUCGGCGUUGGUUUCAUGGUGAAGACCGCCGCCAAGACGCUGAAGCCCACACUCGAGGUGGAGGUCGCCGGGGACACGUACACGCUGCGCAGUCUGUCCACCUUCAAGAACACCGAGAUCAAGUUCAAGCUCGGCGAGGAGUUCGAGGAGGACCGCGCCGACGGCAAGAAGGUCAAGACCGUUGUCAACAAGGAGGGCGACAACAAGCUGGUGCAGACCCAGUUCGGCGACAAGGAGGUUAAAAUCAUCCGCGAGUUCAACGGCGACGACGUCGUCGUCACUGCCAGCGUCGACGGUGUCACCUCGGUGCGAAGCUACAAGCGCAUCUAA